GUGUAUAUGUUGUAUAUGUUUCAGUGACAAUAAUUAGAUUUAAUGAUAUAAUAAUAAAAUUGGUUCCCGAACCGAGUAUGAGAGCAAAACAAUAUUAUGUUUAGGCAUCUCAUUGCAAACCGGGACGCUAUUGUAAAAUUAGACAAAUCACAGAUGUUCGAUGUUAGAUAUGUUUCAAGAAUGUGCUUCAAUUGUAUUACUCGUGCAAAUUAGUAUCUUGUCGAUACGCACGAUUGAAAUUCCUAUUUAUAAUAUUCGAGAAAAACUACAUUCCCUCCUAGCAAGCUUAGAAAAGAAUCAGAAAAAAUAUUGUUUAUUUAACAACAGCUGGCUGAGCUGCAAUGCUCUGCAUAAUUUCUACGAUAUAAUUGACAUUUUGUAUAAAAAAAGGAAUAUUGGAGAAAAGAUUUUAAAUCAUUAUAAUGCAAGACCGUAUAACAGAGUUCGCAACGAUGUCAAGCCGCCUCUGUCCGAGGUCCAACCGGUAUUCAGAAGGUUUUACUCGGCGAGUCCUAACACAAUGUUUAAUAAUUUAAGGUCAUUGCCGGACUGGUAUACCCCAAUACCUGGUAAGACUUUUCCUAUGCAUAGCCCUGGAGCAACUCAACUAACGCCGAAACCUGAAAUGAGGCUCAACUUUAACACUCCCUGGAAUGCACCUCAGCAGCACCCCACUAGAUCUCUCGGGUGGAGUACAACAGCGCUACCUAUACUUGUUAGCAGUCCGAGUAUUGUGCCACACAGUCAAUCGCCAGUAAAGCCGCCAGCAACGACGGCUGCUACUGCUGCUUCACAACAAGUUAUUGCACAUAAAAAUAUGUCCGCCAUCGACAAAUUUACAGAACGCCUAGACCUCUUUGAGCGACAAUUUUAUAAGAUCACGUUUGCGAAGCUCACAAGCAUAAGUCCAGCAGACCGACAAGAGAAUGGGAUGAGUUUCGUACAAUCCGGCUUCUUUCUACUAUUAACUCUGAUGGUGCUCUCGAAAGAAGUCGACCCUGCUACCAGAGCUGAAAUAGACCAAUGCAUUGGAUUCAAAAUUACCGAUAUGGAAAGGGUUGACUUAGUAAAACGUCUGAUAUCAACGUUGCCAAGUACAUCGGACACGCUCACGGUGCGGCACGCCUCGCGCCUGAUGCUGUGGCCAGGCAGACACGAGCCGCGCUUCCAAGACGGCGCCGCCGCAGCACUGAUGCUGAACGUAGAGCACUUCAACGGCACUGAGACUUCAGAUGCCAUCGCCACCAUCCUCAAUAAAAAAGUGGAAUUAGACUCCGGAGGUGCGAUACACGAUACCUUUGACGAAGGUGAUGUAUCGGGAGGUAUGGUCGCGGUAUUUAUGACCACGCUGUACAUGCGCGGGCGCUGGCGAGCCUCGCCCACUGUCCUCAACGGUACGCAGCCUUUCCACGACGCAGACGACGCCCCCCAACGCACAGUACGCAUGAUCAGGAUCAACGACAUCAUGAAAUAUGCGGACCUACAGGAUUGGGAUGCUCAGGCCUUAGAGAUUUCUUACGCUACACCAGGUCUCACCCUCCUUAUGCUGGUGCCUCGAAGUAACUCGUUGAAGAAGCUGGCGCAGCACGUCAGUGACACGAGCAUCGCGAAUAUUAUGUCCAAGAUGAAGACAAUGAGGGUGGCCGCUACUAUACCCAUCUACACUCUUCGGAUGACCUUACUACUGCCUAACAAAUUGCAGGCAAUGGGAAUGCCUCGACUAGUGGACGUGGGCAACGUGACGGGUACACCCUCUCUGAGACUGUCGCAUGCCGUGCAGCGUGUCAUGUUCUGGGCUGAAGCGGGACGAGACGCGUAUAAAGAUGACGGCAUCGAGUGGGACCAAAAACCAGAAUUGGAAGUAAUAGCAAACCGGCCCUAUAUAUUCUUUGUACGUUGGCGCAACGUGACCCUUAUGAAUGGAAAUUUUGUAUUGUAAAAUCAAAAGAUUAAUAUAUUUUUUAAACAUAA
Messenger RNA from Spodoptera frugiperda (fall armyworm), 1971 nucleotides. It is a transcript of the gene serpin-29, whose product is annotated as serpin B12. Lineage: Eukaryota; Metazoa; Arthropoda; Insecta; Lepidoptera; Noctuidae. The record is from RefSeq and is a predicted model, not a curated record. Gene Ontology annotation, molecular function: serine-type endopeptidase inhibitor activity. The transcript is spliced from 7 exons. The coding region runs from base 161 to 1939 and encodes 592 amino acids.